This is a messenger RNA of Pieris napi, 680 nucleotides long. RefSeq names its product LDLR chaperone boca (gene boca). The record is from RefSeq and is a predicted model, not a curated record. Gene Ontology annotation, biological process: protein folding. The transcript is spliced from 3 exons. NCBI's taxonomy places the organism in Eukaryota, Metazoa, Arthropoda, Insecta, Lepidoptera, Pieridae. The coding region runs from base 75 to 632 and encodes 185 amino acids.
GUCUGAAAUAAAGAAACAACAAGUUUAAUUUUUAUUAUUUAGUAGUUAGUACAGAUUCAAUAAAUAAAGAAACCAUGAAUAAGUCUUUGUGUCUAAUAGUUCUGUAUAGUGUUUGUAUAUUGUCUAAAAAAUUCAACGAUGAAGAGAAACCGGCAUGGGCGAAGAAAGAUAUUCGCGAUUUUACCGACGCUGAUAUGGAACGAUUAUUAGAUCAAUGGGAAGAAGAUGAGGAACCUUUACCUGAAGAUGAAUUACCAGAACAUUUGCGGAAACCACCUUCAAUUGACAUGACCAAAUUAGAUAUGUCUAAUCCAGAAACAGUGCUUCAACAAACUAAGAAAGGUCAGACGUUGAUGAUGUUUGUGACAGUUGCUAAUAAGCCCCAAAGAGCCAGGACUGAAGAAUUAACUAAGAUUUGGCAAACUGGUUUAUGGAGUAAUCAUAUACAAGCUGAAAGGUAUCUUAUAGAUGAUGAUCGAGCUAUAUUUAUGUUCAAGGAUGGCUCUCAAGCUUGGACAGCAAAAGAAUAUUUAAUAGAACAAAAUGAAUUAAAGAAUGUUCAGUUAGAAAGUCAAACAUAUGAUGGGAAGUUUCCUGAUGUUAAAAACACAGCAGUAAGAGAUGAAUUAUAGAUCUGAAUAGUAUGAGUGUUAUAUCAACCUCAUUAAUAUACUUUCUUG